Molecule: messenger RNA, 2644 nt
Organism: Hymenoscyphus albidus
Lineage: Eukaryota; Fungi; Ascomycota; Leotiomycetes; Helotiales; Helotiaceae
Source: the annotation of a GenBank genome assembly
UCCGAAAUCACAGUCGAACUCCCCCUUCAAUUCUAAUCAAUUCUUCAUCUACACUUCCGACAAUUGUAGGUUUUUCCUCCGGAUCCAAUCAAUGUCAUCCCGAAAUAGCCCAAGUGGACUUCCUCGCAGAAGGAAUGGCAAACAGCAAGCAUGCGAGCCGUGUAGGCUGGCUAAAAUGGGUUGCGAUCAUGGUCUACCCGUUUGUGAGAGGUGCAAAAGAAGAAAAGUAGCUGCAAGAUGUAUUUACCUCUCCGCCCCUAUGACCCGCCUCGCCACCUCUUCGGAUUCUCGUUCAAAGGCCGUGGAUGGAAGUGGAAGAAAUAAUCAGUUAUUACCACGCAACAUCACCCCCGGAACUUCUACCCCGAACUCGAUCACUUCGCCUACUUCAGUUGGUGCUUCUCCGUUUCCGAGGCACCAAAAUACCUUGUCACAGGAUACAUUGUCAGAUACUCUCCCGACAAACAAAUCAGCCGGUGGUUUCUUUGGACCGACGAGUUUCUCAGCUGUGUUUUUGGAAAAUAGAGAAAAUCUUGGUCCUGCAAACGCCGACGUUCACUUAUCAAAUGACAUUGCUGAACUUGCUCCUCUUCAGCGGGAGUCUCAAGAGGGGUCCUUGCAAUCUCAGACUUUCCUAAUGGUACCUGCUGGAAGUCUGGACGCAACCUGUAAUCCGAGGAUUGCUUUGGGCGCAAGGUUAUUGAAAGCUUUUCCUGAUAGACAUACAUUCAACUUCCUUCUGGAAUGGUAUUAUGACAAAUGCCAUGAGCAGUCAUUUUUCAAGCACAGUGUGAUGAGUUGUGCAAAUAGUAUCUGGACAAGCUAUGGUUCACAUCUUAAGGGACCGCGAACAAAAGAUGCCAUAGAACAUGUUUCCAAAGUCCUGUGCGAGAACUCGAUGAAAGUUCUUCAGGAACCCUCUGGCCAUGAUGAGUACGCAAAAUGGUUGGAGUCUUUUAGUGGUGAAAAUCUUCGCUGGGAAAUUUUGGGAAUGGUUUUCUCGGCUCUCACAAGCGCUACACUUAGUCUUCCAGAACGCGAUGCAUUCUUCACAACACAAAAAGGUCCCCGAAGAGAUAGAAAAAGUUUCGCCGUUGAGAUGAAGGAUUGUGUGCAAGCCUGUGUUAAUCUAAGCAACUAUAUGGAUCUGAUCAACUUCCCCAUGGUUGCGUUGUUGACCAAGAAUCUGAUACUUCAAACCGUCAUAAGUGGCGAUACAAGUAAUGAAUCACCUUUCAAAUUUCUAACUUGGUCUUAUGUGCUAACAUUCAAAAGGUCUUGUUGUCUGGAGGCAGCUGGGAGAUUUACUGAGUAGCUCUACUGCCCUGGGACUGCAUCGACAAAUCGAUAACGGGCAACAGAUUUCAUUCCUGCCAGAGUUGAAGAAACGAAUCUUCACGGUGAUAUUCAACCUGGAUAAAAGUUCUUCUUUACUUACAGGCCGUCCACCAGCUCUCAGUUACCGCUACACUCGCUUCAAACACCCAUUAGAUCUUAGUGAUGACGAAGUUAUGCAAGGUGGUGAAGUGUUGGCAGAAGCAGUGAGCAGACUGGAUGAGAAUGGUUGGAAUGUUGCGGGAAACAUUUACCAGUCGACUGGUGCUCGAGCAAGAGGCAUGCUGUCGGUCGUUUUGGAUGAGAUACUCGAGCUGUCUCUUGGGGACCCUGAAGACUGCACUGAGGAACGAAUAAGGUAUCUGCUGAAUCGUCUGCAACAAACUUAUGACGGUUUCCCAAGAUUCCUUCAAUUUUCGUUAAAUGAUCCUCAUAUCAAAGAGAAGAGCGAUUACAAAUACUGGAAGACACUCAAUAUCCGACUCACAUUUCUUGAACACCGCCUCUUACUUGAACGAUUAGCUCACAAACAAAACAUCUUCGACGGCCAAUCAAUGGUAGACUGCGCUCGAGAAAUGCUCGAGCUCGUGGUCCUCAUUUGGGUUCAAAGAGAUCGGUUUGUCGAACAUCAACACGAUUUUGAUUGGAUGCUAAUGUGUUGGGGCGUACCCGCAAGUGGUGUCCUCUGCGUCGAGCUUCUCAAACAGCUUAAACAUCCUCAACUUCCAGGACCACGCUUAGCACGUUCCGAGAUUGUGCAGAAUCUAAGCUUGCUGAUAGGAUUCCUAGAAUGGGUUCGUCCAGCAGCAGGUAAUUACCAACUCUGUGGUCGGAUGAGACUCAUCAUCAAAAGAAUCCUCGAUCAGAUUCUUGAUCCCACACCGCCUGCUUCACAACCAACUCCGGCACCGGCACCAGUUCCAUCACAAGACUCUGCACAAUUGCCACCUGUGGUGGAUACUGCAAUGACAGGACAAAAUUUCGAAACUGGCUUUGUUGGUCAGUUUGACACAGCCAUACCUCCCCCGGCCGCUUUUGACACUUCGAAUUAUGAUGGUCUAUUAGAGGACCUGGAUUGGUUAAAUAACGUGGAUUGGUCGAGAGGACCUUGGCAAUCUGAUCUUGUUAAUCAGGAUUUCACUGCUGUUAGAUGGAGUGGAAAUGGGGCUUUUUGAUGAUUGGGCCAGGUAUUUAAUUGUCAUGAAAAUUGGCAAUGGCAUUGUGAAUAUAUGAGUUUAGAGAUGUUAUUGUAUUGCGCUGCUCCGGGAGUGGCCUGAUAAUAUAUGGGGUGACAGUAGUCAUUUUCAUU